This is a messenger RNA of Trichoderma gamsii, 1965 nucleotides long. RefSeq lists its product as hypothetical. The coding region runs from base 1 to 1965 and encodes 654 amino acids. The transcript is spliced from 3 exons. The record is from RefSeq and is a predicted model, not a curated record. Lineage: Eukaryota; Fungi; Ascomycota; Sordariomycetes; Hypocreales; Hypocreaceae.
AUGCUUCCAAAGUGGGCAACUCACCCCGCUGGGGGGACGAUGGCGAUCAUGCUGCUAUUCGGCGCUGCAUUUGCCAUCGGUCAUCACUUCUUUUACCAGAGUCUUUCGGGAAACCCGCCACCAAAUGUCGUCUAUUUCAGAAGCUUUGCUGGCGGCUUAACGGGACAGCAAUUCAACCUGGCCGUCGGAUCGGUGUUCGCUUUCCUUGUCAACUCUGCUCUCGGUGUCGCGAUACACACUGCGGCAAAUCAAGCGCUGUGGGUAGCGAUUAGAACGAAGCCUUCAAAGCUAGGGGUAAUUGAUAAUUUAGCAACUGCAACAACUAACAUCUGGAAUGUAUUUGACUUCCGACUAUGGAAAAGCAGCCCCAUCAGGAUGACUUUGAUCACAAUUUUCUGGAUUUUAUCUGUGGCAUUCUUUAUAACACCAGCAACCCUCAAUAUCAAGUGGUCAAUGACAACAUCCGUCUCCAUGACCAGGGUCCCUCAAGUUGACUUUACCAGUCUCAACUUUGCCGAAAUACAACUUGAGCAGUCAACUUCACCUGACUAUCGCUACUACAACCCUCAGUAUCCUGUUCUGCAGGUUGUAGCGGAAAGCACAGCAGGAGGCCGUAUCUUGCCAAUAUCGUCGCCCCAUCAAAAUGCUACAUGGGUCUUGAACUUUCCCGGGCCAGCACUAUCGUGCAAAAGCCUUGACAAUAGUUCGGCCUUGUACGACAAUAUUACGAAUAAUAUUCUCGUAACAAUGUCAGUAGGACCUAGGGAAGACCAAGUACGUGCGUGUGCAUAUUCUUUCGGCUACAUUUCUUGGGUGCCAGAGGCAGAAUAUGGAGGCUCCGAUAUCAAUUCUUUGCCAUUCCCUGGCAUGUCAUUGAGUACCAACAACACUCCAUAUGGGCCACCUUCGCGGGGUGUUGGGCCGAUAUAUGCCUCGCCAGCCAGAGAACCACUGACACUCUUCAUCGCGGCCCUACCAAGCAUGCAUUUUAGCAAUGUGGACCAACACGCGUGUACAGAUUACAAUUCAACUUCUUUUAGUCAGAGCGCUCUUGAUCAAGUUGCCAAUAUGACUAUAACAAAGUGUAUGAUGUACAACACCUCCUAUGUGGCUAAUUUCACAUACAUCGAUAACAUCCAGAGCAUUGAACUUACGACACAAGGUUCGUUCAACAAUAUUAUAGGCCAGCCCGGAGUUGCAGGCGCAAACCUGGUGAGCUACCCAGAAGCAGGAAGUGACAAGAUUAGCUACAACGUCUCCUUGGUUGAAACAUUCGCCUAUCAGGCCAUUAUGGAUGCUUUCGGGCGCAUGUUCGUGGGAACCAUCGCCUAUGACGUCUCGCAACAGAAGCAAAUAAUUGACACUCAAAUGGCGAUGACACCGCUUCUGAAUACGAAAGAAUUCAACUUUAUACGACCUCUUUCUGAAAAGUUUUCACUACAGGAAUUAUUAAAUGGUGCAAAUGGUCUUUGGAAUGGAGUUUCUGUCGAGCAAGCGCCUAAUUCAACCAUUCCCAUGGCCGGUGUGAUAGAGGAGCUGUUCCGUAAUGCUACCAUAUCUCUAAUUAGCAAUCCCUUGUUCCAGCCCAAUUACUCUUCCCCCUACGCACCUCCAGAUAUAGACGUGGCAGUGACGACUUACGGGUUGGUCUACUUAUACGCAGCUCGAACGCUCUUGCUUGCGUAUGCCAUUGCUCUAGGUAUGACUCUUCUGAGCAUAUUACUCGGUGCUAUUUCAAUCUAUCAUAACGGUGGCUCUUCAUAUACGACCAAAAUCUCUACGAUACUACGUGCGGCCUAUUGUAUCGACUUUUCGGAGCCAAUACGACCUGAGGAUACUGACGGUAAGGAUCCGACGCCAAGAUAUAUUAAGAAACUUACAAUUUCUUUUCCGCCGGUCGGAACUGCUGUGCGUUACAACAAGGCAGCGCAAAGUUCUGAAGGGGAGCAGCUGCAGCAGAUAUAG